AUGUCGCAGCCACAGUUCACGCAACCUCAGGCUCGACGGCCCGACUCUGCCUCGUCGGGCUUGGAGGCCCAUUCUCACGCCAUCGACAUCGUUACGGACCGUAUAGACCGGCCCUUCAGCACUCUCUCGGCCAUGUCGGUCGGAGCGACGACGACAAACAGCGCGAUAGGAGUCAUCCUCAGUUUCUAUACGACUCUCUCAUAUGGCGGUUCUGUGCUGCUCUUCUAUGGCUUCCUAGCCAUGGCGUUUGUCGGUCUCUGCACAGCUGUCACACUGGGCGAACUUACUGCUGCUCAUCCGGAUGUGGGCGGUCAAUACGUCUGGGCCGCCAGGAUGUCGCCUCAUGGAUGCCGUCGGUUCUUGUCCUACGUGUGCGCACUCCUCAGUUGGGGAGGAGCCGUCUGUGUCGGGGCGGCGACGUGUCUCAUUGCACCUCUGCUUGUCUUCCAGGCCGUCGCAUUCUUCGACCCCAGCUUCGAGUACAAGCCGUGGAUGGGUUUCCUCGCAUACCAGGGCGUCAACUUGAUCACCCUCAUCCCUAGCCUCUUUGAGCACCUGCUGCCCAAGGUCUCUCAAUCUCUCCUGGUAUUCACAGGAUGUAUUCUUUUGGCGCUGUUUAUUGGCUUUUUCGCAGCAGCCGACGACCGCCAGUCGGCUGAGUCAUUCUUCACCAACUUCUACAACACGUCUGGGUGGCCAGCAGGUGUGGCUGUCUUGAUUGGCAUGAACAGUCUCAACUGGUGCUUCUCGUGCCUCGACAGUGUGGUUCAUCUCUCCGAGGAGAUUCCAAACCCACGACGAAACAUCCCACGAGCAUUGAUGUGGUCCAUCGUCGUUGGAGCCGUCACUGGCGUUCUCAUCAUCUUCGCCUUCAUCAUCAACAACACCGACUACGAGACCCGGAACUCGGCGAUCCCCAUGAUCUACUACACAUUCAAGAGUAAGGGGGCUGCCAUUGCUCUUUUGGCGCUGCUCUUCGUGUCCACCAUCGGCGCCCAAUGGGGUAUUCACGUCUGGCAGUCCCGCCUGGCGUGGUCCAUUGGCAUGAACAAGGGGUUGCCCAUGCACGGCCACCUCUCCCGAGUUACUGGAGCUCCUUUCGGCACGCCGAUAUGGGCCUUGCUCUUUUCGGCAGCGGUGACGAGCGUCCUUGGUUGUCUCUACCUUGCUUCAGAGAGAGCCUUCAACUCCUUCACUGGUGCCGGGCUCCUGUUUCAAUACUUUAGCUACGUCAUCCCCGUCAUCAUGCUUCACUAUCGAGGCCGCAGUUCCUUUCCUCACGGUGACUUUUGGUUCCCUCGUUUUGGAUUUGUCGCCAAUUUCGUCAUGUGUGCCUGGGCUGUUGUCGCGCUGGUCUUUUACUGCUUUCCUUACUCCUUUCCUGUGGCGACAGCUGAGAUGAACUACGUCUCGGUUGUAGUAUGUGUUUUCCUCCUCAUCAUCUUGAUUAGCUGGUUCUCGUAUGGCCGGAAGCACUUUACCUUCCCUGAGCUGGAGGAGAUUGAGGGGAGGGAACUCCACAUGACUUCGCAUAGUGACAUGCCUAGGCCUCUACAUGUCAAGUCAUAG
Fusarium keratoplasticum is the source of this 1569-nucleotide messenger RNA. RefSeq lists its product as uncharacterized. The transcript has a single exon. Lineage: Eukaryota; Fungi; Ascomycota; Sordariomycetes; Hypocreales; Nectriaceae. The record is from RefSeq and is a predicted model, not a curated record. Gene Ontology annotation, cellular component: membrane. Bases 1 to 1569 code for a protein of 522 amino acids. Gene Ontology annotation, biological process: transmembrane transport. Gene Ontology annotation, molecular function: transmembrane transporter activity.